Molecule: messenger RNA, 335 nt
Organism: Plectropomus leopardus (leopard coralgrouper)
Lineage: Eukaryota; Metazoa; Chordata; Actinopteri; Perciformes; Serranidae
Source: RefSeq, a predicted model, not a curated record
GGGCUUGGUCUUGAAGUUUUCAGAUGCAUCUGUAGAUGAAUCAUAACAGCAUCAAGAUGUCGGGACGAUCAGGCCGCGCUGAGACCCGAAGUCGGGCCAAAGAUGACAUUAAAAAGGUCCUGGCGGCCAUCGAGAAGGUGCGCAAAUGGGAGAAGAAAUGGGUGACAGUUGGAGACACAUCCUUACGCAUAUUCAAGUGGGUGCCGGUAACAGAGACAAAGCAGAUAUAUCGCACCAAAUCCACAGGUGGAGAUGCUAGAGGACUGAAAGAUGUGGUCCUGGAAAACACUAAUUCUUUACUGGAUUUCACUGGUGAGUUUUGUGACGGUAUAUAA